AGCUAAACUUAUUUUAUAUUCGGCAAUGACAUGUUUAAAUUUAGUAGACAGAGCAAUUUUAAAGUUCUGCAUUUGGUGGCCAGCAAGUCGAACUUCUCCCAGAGAGCCAGAAUCGAGACAAAGAUCGUGGACCUGCCCGUGGGCAAGGUGAAGGGCAAAUUUCAGGUUGGCAUAUGUGGCCAUGAAUACUAUAGUUUUGAGGGCAUACCCUUUGGCAAUCCGCCUAUUGGGAAGCUGCGCUUUUGCGCGCCGCAGCCGGCGGAUCCCUGGUGUGGCAAGGUCUUGGACUGUCUGGAGGAGCGUUCGCGUCCCGUACAGUCGGAAAACUCUUCUGGCUGCACGAUAGGCGCUGAGGAUUGUCUCUACUUGAACGUGUAUACCAAACAUUUCGAUACGGCAAAAUCGCCGCUACCGGUCAUAGUCUAUAUUCAUGGUGGCGGCUUUAAAACAGGCGGCGCCACAAGGGUUAAGUAUGGCCCAGACUUUCUGAUGCGCGAGGACAUUGUCUAUGUGCAGUUCAGUUAUCGGCUGUGCGCCUUGGGUUUCCUACUUCUAAGCUGCCCCGAUCUGGGCGUACCGGGCAAUGCUGGCCUGCAUGAUCAGCUUCUGGCGCUGCGUUGGACCCAGAAGUAUAUCUCGCACUUUAAUGGAGAUCCAAAGAAUGUAACCUUAAUGGGCACCAGUGCGGGUGCCGCCUCUGUGCACUUUAUGAUGUGCCUGCCGGAGGCAUGUGGUCUGUUUCAGCGGGCCAUCAUAAUGUCCGGGGCCAUGACAUGUCCCUGGGUUCAGGUGCCGAAUACGGACUCCUUGUUUUGCCGUCUGGCCAACAUCAAGGGUUACAGGGGCGUCAUGUUGGAGUCGCCAAUUUUAGAGUUCCUACGCUCGCUCCCCGCUGAGGAGCUGGUACAGCACGAACUUUUCGGUCCACGGGAAUAUAUUUUUGGGCACUUGUAUCCCUUUGUGCCUACGCUGGAGUACCAAUCGGGUGUUGAAGGCUUGCUAAAACGCCCCUUUCUGCAGAUGAUGCGAGACGCUUGGUCUAAGGAGGUGCCAUUGCUAAUGGGUGGCACCUCUUUCGAGGGUCUGGUCAUGUAUCCCCACUGCAAGAUCAACAAUUGUUUCAUGCUGCAGCUGCUCAAGCAGGAGCCAGCGCUGGUGCUGCCCUAUGAUGUGUACCGCAGGCAUACAAUGAAAGACCUGAAUGAUCGCGCUAUGGAACUGAUAAACUUCCAUUUUGGACGUGGGGACAUCAAUGUGAACAAUAUUAUGCAAAUUCUGGACCUUUUCAGUUAUAAACUCUUCUGGCAUUGCAUACAUCGUGUCGUGCUCUCCAGACUCGCCUUUGCUCAGGCGCCCACCUAUCUCUACCGGUUUGACUUUGAUUCGCCUCACUACAAUUUGAUGCGGAUCAAACUAUGCGGGAAUGACAUAAGGCGUGGGGUUUGCCAUGCCGAUGAAUUGGGUUACAUGUUUCCCAGGGAGAGCGUUCGGAAGAAGCCCUUGAAUGAAGCGGAGAGUUUGACUAUACACCGAAUGGUGGGUAUUCUGACAUCAUUCGCACGCACGGGAGAUCCAAACUGUGUAGAAACCGAGACGGAAAACUGGAGGCCUGUGGAUAGAGAAAAUCCAUUUGAUGUAAUGAAUAUUGGGCACAAAGUAGAGUUUCAGCCUCAGUGUGAAAGGGCCGGUAUUAAAGUAUGGAAUAGUAUCUACGAUAAUGACAAACAUCUUCUUUAUGGUGGAUGACAAUUGCUUUGAGCUCACUUUAAAUUUCAUAGGUCAUUUUAA
Drosophila novamexicana is the source of this 1788-nucleotide messenger RNA. RefSeq names its product esterase B1. The transcript has 3 exons. Lineage: Eukaryota; Metazoa; Arthropoda; Insecta; Diptera; Drosophilidae. The record is from RefSeq and is a predicted model, not a curated record. Bases 31 to 1746 code for a protein of 571 amino acids.